CAGGCGCAGUCGCGGCGCGGGAGGGCGGCAGGCGGAGAGGCAGGCUGAGGGGAGGGCAGGGCCCACGGCGUUCGGCUCGCCGCGCUCUCGGCUCCGCGUUCCGUCCGCGGGCCCGUCCCGCAGGCGCCGCCCCUUCCCCCCCGCCCCCUCGCUUCCCCCCCCUUUCUCCCUCCGGCCGACCCCCCCCUUGUCCCCCCCCCGUGCUGUGCCGCGCCGCUCGGCCUCGGCGCCGCCGCCUCACGCGCGCCCUCGCUUCCGCUUCCCCUCCCCCGCCCCGCCGUCGCCAUGGACGUGAAGCGGCUGAAGGUGACCGAGCUGCGGGCCGAGCUGGGCCGCCGCGGCCUGGAUUCGCGCGGCCUCAAGGUGGAGCUGGCGCAGCGGCUCCAGGAGGCCCUGGACGCCGAGAUGCUGGCGGCCGGGCCUGAGGAAGGCGGCGCGGCCGGGCCUGGGGCCUGCGCCGGCGAAGCAGGCCCGGCCGGCGGUCCUGCCGCGCUCCACCACCACCCCGGCGGUGGCGAGGAGGAAGAGGAGGAGGAGGAGGAGGAGGAGGAAGAGGAGGAGGAGGAGGAAGAGGACGAGGAAGCGCUGCUGGCUGACGAGGAGGAGGCAGCCGCGGCGGCGGCAGGAGCGGCGGCGGCGGCCCCCGACGAGGCGGAGGCGGCCCAGUCCGGCCCCCCAGAGGAGGAGGAAGAGGAAGAAGAAGAGGAGGCGGUGGCGGCUGUGGUGGCGGAGCAGCCGCAGCCCCAAGAGCAGCCCGAGGCGGAGCCCGAGCCCGAAGGCCCCGAGGGUAGCGGCGUGAACGGCGCCGAGAGACCGCAGGAGGAAGGGCCCAGCGGCGACGAGGCCGCGGCUGCCGAGGCCAAGGAGGAAGGCACCCCGGCCGUGGAUGAAGAUGACAAGUCAAAACCAGCAGGCUCCGAUGGAGAGCGAAGAGGAGUUAAGAGACAACGCGAUGAAAAAGAUGAGCAUGGGCGUGCUUAUUACGAAUUCCGAGAGGAGGCUUACAACAGUCGGUCCAAGUCUCCCCCACCACCAGAAGAAGAACCUAGAGAAGGAGAAGAUGAUGAAACUGUUGUCAUCCUGGACACAUAUACUUCUGACCUCCACUUUAAAGCCAGCAAAGAUCGCUAUGGGGGACAGCCUCUCUUCUUUGAGAAAUUCCCUUCCCUUUGGUCUGGAGCAAGGAGCACUCAUGGAGUGACCAAGGGGAAAGUCUGCUUCGAGGCAAAGGUGACACAGUAUCUCCCUGUGAAGGAGGGCAGUACAGAGGUCCCCCUCUUUCGUGUUGGAUGGUCUGUGGAUUUCUCUCACUCGCAGCUAGGGGAGGAUGAGUUUUCUUAUGGCUACGAUGGACGAGGGCUGAAGGCCGAAAAUGGGCAAUUUGAGGAGUUUGGCCAACCCUUUGGGGAGAAUGAUGUGAUUGGCUGCUUUGCUAACUUUGAGAACGAAGAGAUGGUGGAGCUGUCCUUCUCCAAGAACGGGGAGGACGUAGGGGUGGCCUUUCAGAUCAGCAAGGAAUCCCUUGCUGACAGAGCCCUCCUGCCCCAUGUGCUGUGCAAAAACUGCGUGGUCGAACUGAACUUCGGUCAGAAGGAAGAGCCCUUCUUCCCCGUUCCGGAGGGUUACAUGUUCAUUCAUGCUGUACCAGUUGAGGACCGAGUGCGCACUCCACUUCCCCCCAAAACCACAGAGGAGUGUGAGGUGCUGCUGAUGGUUGGGCUGCCGGGGUCAGGGAAGACCCAAUGGGCACAAAAACACACUGAGGAGAACCAAGAGAAGCGAUACAACAUCUUGGGAACAGAGACUGUUCUACACCAACUGAGAACAAAAGGCCUGGAGGUUGAAGAGAUGGAUGCCAAGAGCAGAGACCUGUUAAUCCAGCAAGCUGCUCAGUGCCUUAGCAAGCUGGUUCAGAUUGCUCCCAGAGCCAAAAGAAACUUCAUUCUUGACCAGUGUAACGUAUACAAUUCUGGGCAGCGACGGAAGCUGCUUGCCUUCAAGGGUUUCUCCCGCAAGGUGGUUGUCAUUGUUCCCAAUGAAGAAGACUGGAAGAAGAGACUGGAGCUGAGGAAAGAGGCUGAAGGGGAGGAUGUCCCUGAGUCAGUGAUGCUGGAAAUGAAAGCUAACUACUCUCUGCCGGAGAAGAACGACUACUUAGAUGAAGUCAUCUAUGGAGAGCUCACAAAGGAGGAGGCCCAGCCUCUGGUCACCAAAUACAAGGAGGAAGCCAGAAAACUGCUCCCCCCUUCUGAGAAACGGGCAAACCGUCGCAAUAACCGCAACAAGCGUAACCGCCAGAACCGCAACCGUGGCCAGGGUUACGUUGGUGGGCAGCGCCGAGGUUAUGACAAUCGGGUCUAUGGACAGCAGCAGUACUGGGGACAGCCUGGAAACCGAGGAGGUUACCGCAACUUCUAUGACCGAUACAGAGGGGACUACGACAGAUUCUAUGGACGUGACUAUGAGUACAACAGAUACCGAGAUUACUACAGGCAGUACAACCGGGAGUGGCAAAACUACUACCAAGACAGAGACCGAUACUACAGGAACUACUAUGGAUACCAAGGGUACCGGUGAAAUCCUAGCCGUCUGCACCCUUCAGCCAAGCAGCUGAAUCUUGUGGAGGUGUCUGCCACUUCCCAAAACACAACCAAUGGAAACAGGGCUGUUGGGGGGAGAGCAGUGG
This is a messenger RNA of Rhea pennata, 2686 nucleotides long. It is a transcript of the gene HNRNPUL2, whose product is annotated as heterogeneous nuclear ribonucleoprotein U like 2. Gene Ontology annotation, molecular function: RNA binding; protein binding. Gene Ontology annotation, cellular component: nucleoplasm; membrane. The record is from RefSeq and is a predicted model, not a curated record. Lineage: Eukaryota; Metazoa; Chordata; Aves; Rheiformes; Rheidae. Bases 286 to 2577 code for a protein of 763 amino acids. The transcript is spliced from 14 exons.